AUGUCAACUUCCAGCGGCAACAAUUACGAUUAUUAUUACUCCUCUUCCUCCUCCAGCUCCUCCGAUGAGGAUUCCAAAGCUUCUGUAGACAAAUCGGAAGCUAAGACAACUCACGAUGAGGGAGAGAAGUCUAGCGUACCCUUGAACGAUCGCAGGGUCACUUAUGCUGAACUUAUAAAGAGGAAGGCUGAAGAUGAUGAAGCCGAGAAUCGUCAGCGCAGAAGGGAUCGAAUCCGGCGUCGAGUACAAGCGGAUGAGGAGAGACGUCAAUUCCUUGAUGGGGUACCCUCUGACUCUGAUGCUGAUGUUUCUGAAGAGGAGACUGCGUGGGUAUUUACAGAGUGCAUGAUCAAGCCUGACCGAUACGAAAGAGAGUUUCGGAGGACCAUGAAGCAAAUUGAAGCCGAAGCUGAAGCAGAAGAAGACUCGGACUCAGAUGAUGAUCUUGAGGCUCGUCCAUACUUCAUCCCUGACGCUGAUUCCGAUGAAGAGGAAGAUAGCGAUGGCAAAUCUGAUGAAUCGGAUGAUGAGAAGGACAGUGAUGACGAAUCUGGAAAUUCGGAUGAGUCUGACGACAGUAAUAUUUCUUCUCAAGAUGAUCCUCAGUCGAAACGUGAAAUAGAAGCGUCCAUCUCAGAUAACCAGAAGAAUUCUUCAUCCCAUAACUCGAGGCCUAAGGGGAUUGUUAGAGCUCUUGCCCGUUACAGGUCGGCUUAUGCUGAGGCGGAUGUUCGUGUCGUCGUUGAUGCCAGAAGGAGAAGGAGUGGAAAGUCUGUGACCGUGGUUGACGUUGAAAACAGCAGCACCCGAGUUGGUGAAGACUCUGCAGAAUCCGUAGAGAUUGAACACAUGGUUCACGCUCGUGAAUAUCCAACAGCUGGACUAUCGUUUGAAGCUCCUAUGAUCAAUAAUUUCCCGGACAAUGAGGUGGUUGGUGGAUUCGUCAUCUUCAAGUGGGAUGAGAUGAUUUCGAAUUGCGAGAUAUUGCGGUUCAAUGUAGGAUGGAUUCGUCAUCGGAUCGAGAUAAUCAAGAUUCAUAAGGCGACGGAGGCUGCUGAUACGAUUUUUCUGACCACUGCUUUACUAGAGGAGGAGAAGAUGCUCGCUUUGGAGUCGGCCCGGGUUGAGAAGGCGGUGCAGGAAUUGAGGACGAAAACCAAAAGUUUUCAGAAGAAGCUUGACAGGGUUGCUUACAGAGAUUACCCAUUGUUGGAUGGUUUCCUCUGA
Messenger RNA from Papaver somniferum (opium poppy), 1227 nucleotides. Its product is annotated as clumping factor B-like. NCBI's taxonomy places the organism in Eukaryota, Viridiplantae, Streptophyta, Magnoliopsida, Ranunculales, Papaveraceae. The record is from RefSeq and is a predicted model, not a curated record. The coding region runs from base 1 to 1227 and encodes 408 amino acids. The transcript has 5 exons.